Messenger RNA from Bipolaris sorokiniana ND90Pr, 1400 nucleotides. RefSeq lists its product as uncharacterized. Gene Ontology annotation, biological process: carbohydrate metabolic process. Gene Ontology annotation, molecular function: aldehyde-lyase activity; zinc ion binding. Bases 457 to 1323 code for a protein of 288 amino acids. NCBI's taxonomy places the organism in Eukaryota, Fungi, Ascomycota, Dothideomycetes, Pleosporales, Pleosporaceae. The transcript has 3 exons. The record is from RefSeq and is a predicted model, not a curated record.
GGGUACUGGAAUCGUUUCCGCUCUCCACAAGAUCCAUCGCGGGGUCGGACAUGUGAGGCUCAAUAGGACGGGGUAAAAGCGGGGGUGCAGGUUGCUGAGAGUGGGCCUUCCCAAUGGUCUGCAUAUUUGCGCCUCGUGUCGAGGUACAGCCGCGGCACAUCUGUUUCCGCUCUUGCAGCGGGUACCAACUUUCCCUCACGCUCUGCCCCAGCCAUUUCAUACAUGCAGCAUGAGGAAGAUUGAGGCUGCUCGUUUCGCGCUCCAAUCAGCGACCCAGCAUCUCCGUGUCUGAUCCGACAUUUGGUCCGCUAUCAUGUCAUCAUGUAAAGUUUCAGUUCCGAGCCCUCUCGGAAUCGUGAAUCACAAGCACCAAGUCACCAUACGUUCUUGCGAUCAACUUGUCCACACUGUUGUUGACUCCCCUGCUCUCAUAUAAACAUAUCCAACUUGGUCAUCAUGACUGUCAGCAAAGAAAACCGUACACUGGCCAUCCUUAAUGCCGCCGAGGCAGGCAACUACGGCGUCAUGGCCGCCAUUGCAUACAAUUUGGAACAGUUGACUGCACUGGUGCGCGCAGCCGAAGCCAAACGAUCUCCUCUCAUAAUUCAACUUUUCCCAUCGACACUCAAGCAACUACCUUGGCUCGCUCACGCUGCCGCACAUGCCGUCAAAACAGCCACAGUACCACUUUCUCUCCACAUUGAUCACGCGCAAGAUGUCGGGCACAUUCAGAACAUUAUUGAAACUCUGCCUGUAGACUCUGUCAUGGUGGAUAUGUCGCAUUAUGACGAGGCUGAGAACCUGGAAAAGACCAGGAUACUCACCAAGGCGUGUCACGACAAGGGGAUUGCUGUUGAAGCUGAGAGUGGAAGAAUCGAAGGCGGCGAGGAUGGCAUUGCUGAUACAGGGGAUCUUCAGGCCCUCUUCACAUCCCCCGAAGACGUCGAUAACUUUAUUAACGCCGGUAUCGACAUCCUAGCCCCUUCCAUUGGUAACAUACACGGCGAUUACGGUCCCGCUGGUCCUAAAGAAGGCCAAUUGCACUACGAUCGCCUAGAAUCAAUCAACAAACAGGUCAACAAGCGCGUACGCAUCGCCCUACACGGAACCAACGAUUUUCCCCCCGAGGUCAUGCAGCGCUGCAUACGAUCCGGCGCCAUCAAGCUCAACGUAAACAAACUAUUACUCGAAGCCGGUAACGAGGUUCUGCGGAAGAAUGCAUCGACAACCUUGCUGGCAAAGUUGAUCGAUAUGCAAAUGGAGGCGAUACAGAAGGAGACGGAGAGGUGGAUGGAUAUUUGUGGAAGUAGUGGGAAAGCUUAGAGGAUGUAGAUGUUGGGUCGGGGUAGGAUGGAGAAUACGUACCCUAUAUUAUCAUGUUCAUCCAGCCACUUGGGGUG